Quercus lobata is the source of this 1417-nucleotide messenger RNA. It is a transcript of the gene GATA11, whose product is annotated as GATA transcription factor 11. The record is from RefSeq and is a predicted model, not a curated record. Lineage: Eukaryota; Viridiplantae; Streptophyta; Magnoliopsida; Fagales; Fagaceae. Gene Ontology annotation, molecular function: sequence-specific DNA binding; zinc ion binding. The transcript has 3 exons. The coding region runs from base 258 to 1265 and encodes 335 amino acids. Gene Ontology annotation, cellular component: nucleus. Gene Ontology annotation, biological process: cell differentiation; regulation of DNA-templated transcription.
AAAUUCCCAAUCUCUCAGACACAGACACACACAUAGCUAGAUAGAUAGAUUCAUUCAGAAUCAUAUCCCCAUUUUUUCUUUCACACUCUCUCACCGCCACUUCAUCAAAUGCUUUCUCCUUCUUCAUCUUCGUCUUCGUCUUUUUGACCCACAUUUCCAGUCACUGAAGUUCUCAGCUCCCUCAUUUUCAUGGAUUCGCUUCCGAUUUAGGGUUUUCACCAGAUGUUAUGAAGAAAAGCUGAGAAUUAUAAAUAAAAAUGGCCGGUUCUUCCCUAUUCGACGACAAUAUCAAUGGCGUUCUGGAUGAAAAUUUCGAUGACAUAUUUAGGAUUUUUGAUUUCCCUUUAGAAGAUGUGGAAGGAAAUGUGGGUGUCGAGGACUGGAAUGUGAAAUUUCAAGGGCUCGAGCAGCCAUCGUUGGAUUUUUUGACAAGUUACUCAUAUGGGCCUUCCCCUAAAAACGGCAAUGAUGCUUUAAAAUUUGCCAACGGCAAUGAUGCUGUAAAAUUUCCCGAGGUUGUGAAUAUCUCCACUCUGCAUGAUGAAACUUCUCCACUAAAAGGACUGCCAGUCACUGUAGAAGCCACCUCCAGUAGAAGUGCUUUCCUUCACAAAUCUUCGGAUGUCAAAGGUUUGCGUCUCUUCCAAACCUCCAGUCCAGUCUCUGUUCUUGAAAGCAGCAGCUCUUGCUCAGUUGAAAAUCCCACAACUGUUGACACCAAAACUACCAUCCCUGUGAAGCGUGCAAGAAACAAGCGGCCACGUCCAUCAAAGUCUAACAGUCAAUUCAGGGUUCCUUUCUUUUGCUCCACUUCCUCUGCUUCCAAAAUAUCCCAUCCUUCAGCUGCUUUUGAAUCAGGUUCAGAAACUUCUGAUCUCUCUGAGACAGCAUCAAACCCUUCGAAGAAAAAAAUGAGGAAGAAAAAGAACCUCUCAGUGCUCUCAGGUGCAACAGAGAUGGGGAACUUUUCCUCGGAGGAACCAGUUGCAACUAGGAAAUGCAUGCACUGUGAGGUAACAAAGACUCCACAAUGGAGAGAGGGUCCAAUGGGGCCGAAGACCCUUUGCAAUGCAUGUGGAGUUCGUUUCAGGUCUGGCCGCCUCUUUCCUGAAUACCGUCCUGCUGCUAGUCCUACCUUUGUUUCAUCGUUGCACUCCAACUCUCACAAGAAGGUUGUUGAGAUGAGAAAGAAGGGUAGUUUUGGGGCAAGAAUGGCUGACAUGGACACUUUAUCAUCGUCCAUGCCGACAGUAUCUACCGGAUAGCUAUUUGUUAGACCUUUUGUUAGACUUUCUGAAAUGAGAACAAUACUUGUAGUUGGGAUCUCCUUUGGUUCUGUGUUUCUCUUUCGUAGUUAAUAUUUGUUAAAUUUGUUUUAUGUACAUUAAUGGAAUAAGAGGUAGGAGUUUUUGAUUGC